ACAGGAUGCAAAGGACAUGCAUGGCAAACUCGUAUUCUUAGGUGGAUAUCUUUGCGGCAGUUUACGCGUAUUUCAUUCGCCAUGUUUGCCGCGCGUCCAGAUCCCUAUCAACCUCCUUAUGUGCUGGUUCGCACUCUUAUGAACACGAAAGAUCCUGAUAAGGCAUUUUCAGAGACAUCAACUUACAUCGAGUUCUGGUUUCCUCAGAAGUUUGUUCAACAUGUGGUUUGUGGUUUGUCGGUGGAGCUUGUCAGCGAUGGAAACUCUAACAAUAUCACGUGUAAGACCACCGAGGCCCCUUACUAUGUACUCAGUAGGUUUAAAGAAAAUGGUUAUCGAGUGGUUGGAGUAUCUUCUGUUGGAGAGACCUGUGUUUGGACAUGUGAGUAUGCUCACUGAAUGAGAAGCCGAAUAGUGACGAAAGAUGAAGCUGUGUCAUUGAAGAAUCCGGCAAAGGUUCGCUGGGAUAUUUUCUUACAUGCUACAACGAUGUGUAGUAAAAAAACCAAACAAUAUAUUCCUGUAUUUUAUUAGAUUAUCGAUAUCCUCUCAAUCUGGUUGUACUGAAUGUUCUGCGCUCAUGAACUGUUAGCGAAAUUUGAAUUAAUCUAAAUAUUCAUUGUGUAUUUUCAUUAUUAGUAUGUUAGCUUAAAAAACAUUCCUUGUUGUUCCUCGGCAGUAUAUCUUGGUUUUAUCAACUGAGUUGAUGAUGUAAUUUGGCCACUGUAAAGAGUCUCCAAGGCUGACGUUUCGAUCGUUAGCCCUUCUUCUGAGCGAAUAAAAAAAAACUAUGGGUUGUGUGUGUUUUAUGUAUAUAAAAAUAGAGCUGGAAUCGGUAGGAACAUAGUGACGUCAAAACGCGGC
Messenger RNA from Pocillopora meandrina, 864 nucleotides. The record is from the annotation of a GenBank genome assembly. Lineage: Eukaryota; Metazoa; Cnidaria; Anthozoa; Scleractinia; Pocilloporidae.